AUGGCAGUGAAAUUCAAGGUCACAGAUACGAAGACUGUUCUCUUACAAUUACUCGUAUGUUUGAUGACCUUCUAUGCUGUCUAUUACAUCACCAGCAGCAUAUCCUUUGGAGCUUUCAGGCUUCAAACAUAUGAUUAUCUGAUACCAUUCGACUUCAAAACAGAACCAUCAUGCCCAAGCUCAAAAUACAUGGCCAACCUGGUCUCAAUGGAGAUGACCUACUUUGUCUGUGGGUUGCUGUUUGCUGUUGUGGUUAAAGAGUGGGUAUGGGAUUAUGCCAUUACAGUUACUCUUAUUCACAUUGCAGUCACCUCAACAGGCACAGUGGACACCUGCAAACUCAAUAUUAGUCCCCAGGUGAUGGGCUUUAAUGUGCAGAAUCACAUUUCUAAGAUCAGUAAACACCUAAACAUAGCUAUACCUUGUCUUGUGCUCAUUCGAUAUUACAAGCUUAUUUAUGAACAUGACACCGAAGGAAACCAUCGACAUUUGUGCCGCGUGGUUAUAUCAUGA
Molecule: messenger RNA, 513 nt
Organism: Carcharodon carcharias (great white shark)
Lineage: Eukaryota; Metazoa; Chordata; Chondrichthyes; Lamniformes; Lamnidae
Gene: tmem244
Product: transmembrane protein 244
Exons: 5
Coding region: 1-513 (170 amino acids)
Source: RefSeq, a predicted model, not a curated record